Molecule: messenger RNA, 6140 nt
Organism: Ailuropoda melanoleuca (giant panda)
Lineage: Eukaryota; Metazoa; Chordata; Mammalia; Carnivora; Ursidae
Gene: TEX2
Product: testis expressed 2
Exons: 12
Coding region: 1209-4595 (1128 amino acids)
Cellular component (GO): endoplasmic reticulum
Molecular function (GO): lipid binding
Source: RefSeq, a predicted model, not a curated record
UGGGGGCGGUCCGACUCCGCUGGGUCCGGGCUGCGCCGGGGGCCGGCGGCCGUUGGUGAGGCGGGGCGCGGGGAUCGGGCCCCCCCCAGAGCCCCGCCCCGCUGUCACGGCCGGGUGUUGAUGGGGACGCCCACCCGCGACGCCCCCGGGCGAACCCCUCUUUCCUUUGGGGUCGGGUGUGGCGGUUUGGGCUUGACCCCGACAGACGCGCUGGCCAGCCCGUCCCUCCCAGCCUGCCGACCGCGGGCUCCGGGCUCCGCGCUCGGCCCGGGCCAGGGAGGGCAGUCCACAGGCAAACUAAGGCAAAACGGCUUGUAAUUUUAUGAAUGGGGCCCCGGGUUCCUGCCGCCCCCCUCGCCCACGUCACGAAAUGCUUGCAAGUCGAGAACCGCGGUUACUUUUACGCGAAUCUGUCAGGGGCUGACUGUGGUCGGGUUGUUUUUCUCCAACUCCUGGAAAUCGCGGGUGGCCGUGAGGUGGUUUGCGUGCCUUAGACAGGAGGCGGCGGCGUGCCGACAGCCGGGGGAUCGGAAGGUUAACAAGUGACAUUGGGCUGAGGCCUAACGCCAGGUGCCCUGCCCGGGAGCGCGGGUGUGACGGUGGAGGCUGUGGCUGCUGGCCGCUGGCGAGCACACCAGCGAAACCGAGGGACCGGGAGAAGGAAUGCACAGCCACUCCAGUUGCUCCAUGCACGCUGUCCAAAUUACACGGCCGACGCGGGAGUUGGUGCAGGGGAGUUUUCCCCUUUUGAAAAUGGUUUUUGGAAAACUUAGCCCCUCAGUGGGUUGAUGGUUACUUAAACCAUCGGUUGUUAUGGUUACGGGGCAUCAAAUGUAAGGGCAAAGUCUGUUUCCACCCUCGCUCUUCCUCCAAAGCUAUGAAGUACUUUGUCACUACGUUUUACAGACACUGUACAGGGAGGGCAUACUUUUUUAGAGUUGAAGGGAAAGCGUGGGCUCCUUGAAGGCAGGGGAGGUACCAUAUUCCUGUUUGAAGUCCACCAUGGCUACUCAGCACAAGAAUUGAAAGGAACCAGCCUUCUGCAUGUUUUGAUGAUUCUCAGCAAAGGAUUUAAAGGAGUCCUUUCAGGAGCCAGAUGUAAGCUGGAAGGAAAACAAUGACUGACUUUUAUAUGGAAACCAAUAAGGAAAAAUGGAGGGGCAAAUGAUCCUUGAACUCCAAGAGCCUGAGCCCUCGUGAAGCCGGCGAUGACAAGUCUGAAUGGUCGCCAUGCCGAGAAAACCAUUGACAUGCCAAAACCAUCAGCCCCCAGAGUGCACGUGCAGAGGUCCGUGUCCCGAGACACUAUCGCCAUUCACUUCUCGGCAUCCGGGGAGGAGGAGGAGGAGGAAGAGGAGGAGUUCAGAGAGUACCUUGAGGAGGGGCUGGACGACCAAAGCAUUGUAACGGCACUCGAAGCCAAGGAAGACCUCUAUUUUGAACCCCAGGGUGGCCAUGUCUCCACUGGCCCUGCCACCCAGCCCAUCCUGGCAGAUGGACUGUCCGUGUCCCCUGCCAUUUUGCCCGUCUCCGAGAACACUGUAAAGCUGUUGGAGUCCCCUCCUCCGGCAGUGCAAGUAUUAAGUACAGUGCCAUUGGCUCUGUCCCCAGGGUCGUCUUUGUUGGGGCCCUUAGCUAGCUCUCCCAGUGUGUCGUCCCUUUCUGAGCAGAAAACCAGUUCUUCCUCCCCAUUGUCCUCUCCUUCCAAGUCUCCUAUCCUCUCCUCCAGUGCCUCAUCCUCCACCCUGUCCAGUACCAAACCCUUCUUGAGCCUUGUGAAGUCCCUGUCGACCGAGGUGGAGCCAAGAGAAUCCUCACACCCCUCGAGGCACAGGCACUUGAUGAAGACAUUAGUUAAGUCUCUGUCCACAGACACCUCCAGGCAGGAGUCAGAUACUGUGUCCUAUAAACCCCCUGACUCCAAGCUCAAUUUACACCUGUUCAAGCAGUUCACACAGCCACGAAACACAGGUGGAGACUCCAAAACUGCACCUUCUUCCCCACUGACUUCUCCCUCCGAUACGCGCUCUUUUUUUAAAGUGCCCGAAAUGGAGGCUAAAAUCGAAGACACUAAGAGACGCCUUUCAGAAGUCAUAUAUGAGCCUUUUCAGCUCCUUAGUAAAAUCAUAGGGGAAGAAAGUGGCAGCCACAGGCCCAAAGCCUUAUCUUCAAGUGCUUCAGAACUCUCCAAUCUGUCUAGCCUGAACGGUCACUUGGAAAGCAAUAACAACUACAGCAUCAAGGAGGAGGAGUGUGACUCCGAGGGGGACGGCUACGGGAGUGAGCCCAGCGUCCCCGCAGGUGACCACUCCAGGUCCUCAGAUGAGCCCUCAAGAGAGGCAGAGCCGAAAAGUUCCCAGGUGAGCGGUCUGAAGGACUUAGGCCUGAAGACGAGCUCGCUAGUUCUUGAGAAAUGCUCCUUGUCUGCCUUAGCGAGCAAAGAAGAUGAAGAGUUUUGCGAACUCUACACUGAGGACUUUGAUUUGGAAGCAGAGGUGGAGAGUACAGUGGAUAAGCUCCCGGAUGUCCCUCUCAAGCCCGAGGUGCUGGCGGAUGAUGGUCCGACUCUUGACAGUGAGGACGAGGCCCAGUCGGCCGUGCAGCACCCGGAAUUACCAGUCAAGACACUGGGCUUCUUUAUAAUGUGUGCCUAUGGGUACCUCAUCCUGCCCCUCCCCCAGUAUGUGAGCGGACUCUUCCUGGGAAUUGGUCUUGGAUUCAUGACUGCGGUUUGCAUGAUUUGGUUUUUUACACCACCAAGUGCUCAUAAAUAUCACAGAUUACAUAAAAACCUACAACACGGGAACACAAGAUCCCUGGAUAUCAAAGAACCGGAAAUACUAAAGGGAUGGAUGAAUGAGAUUUACAACUAUGAUCCAGAAACUUACCAUGCAACUUUAACACAUUCAGUCUUUGUUCGGCUUGAGGGUGGCACCUUAAGACUUUCAAAGCCCAAUAAAAAUAUAUCCAGGAGGGCAAGCUACAACGAAACAAAGCCAGAGGUUACCUACAUCAGCCAGAAAAUCUACGACCUUUCAGACAGCAAGAUUUAUCUUGUACCCAAAAGUUUGGCUCGAAAACGAAUCUGGAAUAAAAAGUACCCCAUUUGUAUCGAGCUUGGUCGACAAGAUGACUUUAUGUCUAAGGCCCAGACUGAUAAAGAGACUUCUGAAGAAAAGCCUCCAGCUGAGAGAGAGCUGGGAAGCGAGGACCCUAAGAAGCCACCCCAUCCUCAGGAGGGAACAAGAUCUGGCCAGCGAGAUCAGAUACUCUAUCUCUUUGGGAGAACUGGCCGAGAGAAAGAGGAGUGGUUUAGGAGGUUUAUUCUGGCAUCUAAACUGAAGUCCGAAAUCAAGAAGCCACCUGGUGUCUGUGGAAGUAAACCAGGCGUUUUGCCCUCACACAGCAGACACAGCAGCCCCUCGGGGCACUUGACCCACAGCCGCAGCAGCAGCAAAGGCAGUGUGGAGGAGAUUAUGUCCCAGCCGAAGCAGAAGGAGCUUGUGGGCAGCGUGCGGCAGAAGAUGCUUCUGGACUACAGCGUGUACAUGGCCAGGUGUGUCCCCCAGGAAAACCGAAGCCCCCAAAGGAGCCCCGUGCAGAGUGUGGAGAGCAGCCCCACGGCUGGGAAGAAGUUGCCAGAGGCUCCGCCCUCUGAGGAGGAGGAACAGGAAGCCUGGGUGAACGCCUUGCUCGGAAGAAUGUUUUGGGACUUCUUAGGAGAGAAAUAUUGGUCUGAUCUGGUGUCUAAGAAAAUCCAAAUGAAACUCAGCAAAAUAAAGCUCCCCUACUUUAUGAAUGAACUAACUCUGACGGAACUUGACAUGGGGGUGGCUGUGCCAAAAAUCCUCCAGGCCUUCAAGCCUUACGUUGAUCACCAAGGACUCUGGAUCGAUUUGGAAAUGUCCUACAAUGGGUCCUUUCUGAUGACUCUCGAGACCAAAAUGAAUUUGACCAAACUAGGUAAAGAGCCUCUUGUUGAAGCCCUGAAGGUUGGAGAAAUUGGCAAAGAAGGUUGCAGGCCCAGGGCGUACUGUCUGGCGGACAGCGAUGAGGAGUCCUCCAGUGCCGGCUCCUCUGAUGAAGACGACGCUCCAGAGCCCAGCGCAGGAGACAAACCACUUCUCCCAGGGGCCGAAGGGUAUGUUGGAGGUCAUCGAACAAGUAAGAUUAUGAGGUUUGUCGAUAAAAUUACCAAGUCAAAAUACUUCCAAAAAGCAACAGAGACAGAGUUCAUUAAAAAGAAGAUCGAAGAAGUCUCCAAUACCCCCCUGCUGCUAACCGUAGAAGUACAAGAAUGCCGAGGAACCCUGGCAGUCAACAUUCCACCUCCCCCGACUGACCGAAUAUGGUACGGUUUCCGGAAGCCACCAUAUGUGGAGCUGAAAGCUCGGCCAAAACUUGGAGAAAGAGAAGUGACUUUAGUUCAUGUGACAGACUGGAUAGAGAAGAAAUUGGAACAAGAGUUUCAGAAAGUUUUUGUCAUGCCAAACAUGGAUGAUGUCUAUAUCCCUAUAAUGCACUCAGCCAUGGACCCCCGCUCUGCUUCCUGCCUCCUCAAAGACCCACUUGUGGAGGCUGCUGAUCAGCUGUGAUGGGUGAAGAUCUGACCUUCCCAGUAUUAGGAGACUUAGCUCAAGGUGUGGGGUUCUCGGCUGCCAUCCGUGCUGGAGCACUGGCCUUUCCUCGUGCCACAGCUUCUGCCCUCUGCCUGCUGGUGCCCAUUCCACUGUGAGGUGUCAUUCCGUGCGUUCAGGAGCUGGUGUCUGGACUGCUGGCUGCAAAGCUUUGACUCAGUAGAGGACACUGUGGAAGAAUCCCCACAGUGGAUCCAGAGGUUACAGAUGACUCACACCAUGGCUUUUUUGAGUCUACCAGUUUUUGUGGCAGCAAGAGCACAGUUAAGAGCAAAGCGGUACAACUGGAAGGCUUUCCCCUUGCCUCAACUCCUCCAAAGCUUUUCCUCAGGCGGCCAGUGCACAAUGGAACGUUUUCUCACUUCUACAGUUUGUGGGUGACAGCCCUCCACACUCCUGGAGAAUGUCAAUUCAGCAACAUGUGGGGGGUGGGGAGUGGAAUUUUGCGAACUAUUUCAUUGAUGAUAAAGAGAUACGCAUAGCAACUUAUUUUUUUCAUAUUGUGCAUUUUGGAAGCAAGUAGCCAUAGAACAUACACUAACAUAUGAUCAGCUGGGGGUGGGGACAGUGGGAUUUAUCCAAACAUUAGGUAAAGCCAUGAGAUCAAACCAUCCCAAGCUUUCUACCAAGGAGAUACAAUCACCUGGUUUUCUAACCCCCAGUGUUUUCUGAGACAUGAGCAUAUGUGAAAAUAUCAAAUACUGCACAUGAGUGGAUUGGGAUGGGGGCAGAAAGCCAGAGCCACAUCUUUGUAUCCGCCACUUCCUAUGUGCUCUGUGCUUUAUAUAGACAUCUAAAUGCUUUGUUAAUCUAACUGGUUUAGGAUAUUGAGGUUGUGGGCAGUUUCCUCUUCUAACAGCCAAAACAGAGAACUAUCACCUUUGAGAGUUGAGACCAAGUCUGCUCAACAUUAAACACUACAUUAUAUAAAAAUUCAUGUGACCUUUCUUUAAUGUUGCCAAUCUUAUUUUGUGCAUUUGUGUCAGAAUCUUUAGUUUACAAGUUUGGGGGCUCCCUAGUUGUAUAAUUUGCUUUGAGAAGUACUCUUAAAACACAAUUUUUUAUUGUUUAAAGCUGCAUUCAACAUCAAAACUACUGUGGGUAACUUUUGAUAACUUACAUCUUGUGGACAAAGCUAAUAGUGGUUUUUUAAACAGCACCUUGCCUGAACAUGACUUUAAAGAAAUUAAUAUAUUGAAAAAGUAUAUUUGAACCCUUGAUUACUUUAAUUGCACCAUUAAAACAUUUGACUUAAAUUAUUUGAUCAUUCCAGUCGGUGUACUGUUCUAAUUUCUCAAUGUGUAGGCCGAUUUGCCUGUCAGUCCGCAUGUCUUGUUCACUGGUCUAUAAUUUUUGUGCAAUAACUAAAGGCAAAGGACUAGAUGCACUACUGUGUAAAGAGAUUACACAUGACUAUCCUAUUGCACUUAAUCAAAUAGUUAUGUGGGGAUUUACAAUCGCUUGCGUUGUUUCACAAAAUAAAUAUCUCAAUGUCAAAUACUA